This is a messenger RNA of Megachile rotundata (alfalfa leafcutting bee), 4009 nucleotides long. RefSeq names its product RAB3 GTPase activating protein subunit 1 (gene Rab3GAP1). The record is from RefSeq and is a predicted model, not a curated record. Lineage: Eukaryota; Metazoa; Arthropoda; Insecta; Hymenoptera; Megachilidae. Gene Ontology annotation, biological process: positive regulation of GTPase activity. Gene Ontology annotation, molecular function: GTPase activator activity.
UGAUAAGUCUAUUUCUCGUUCGCGAAGAGAUGAACAUUCUUUUUUUAGAGAGACUGCUACACGAAGAAUGUAGCAAUAGUGCACUCUGUACAGUUAGUGAUAAAAGCACCCAACUCAAUGGACACUUUCAGUGAAUUAAAAAAUGAAUAACGUUGAAAUUGAAGACUUUUACCAUCAUGAUUUCACCACAGCUUCAGAAUGGGAGGUGUUCAUAGCGAGAUUAGAAGAAAUUAUGCACGAAUGGAAAUUACCCAAUACAAAAAUUGGACCUUGUUUAAAAUCAGGAGAUUUUGUUAACUGUGAAUGGGAUCAGAAUUCAGAAAAACUUCAGUUUGCUGAUGCGGAAUUUAUAUUGAAACAUUUCAAAUUAAAAUUAGAGGAGAAAGAUGAUCUUAAUCCUGUGGAAGAAAGUGAAGAUGAAAAAGUACAAUGUCACAAAGAUGCACUAAAUGCAUCUAAUGAUUUUGCUAGAAUCGAUGGGAAUCAUUUAGAAAUAGCUCGCUAUUAUGGCAUUAGAGAAUUUCUUGUUUUACAACCUGUCAGAAAAGAAUCUGUAACGGAUGAGACUAAAAUUAAAAUUUUACUUAGUUCUCUUGCAAUUGCUGUUACUAAUGCUAAUUGUGACAUACCUACACUAGUGCAGGUACAAGAACCAUGGCAGAAAAUGUAUCUUGGUACUAGCAUUGGUAAAGGUGUUUGUACUCAUUUUGACAUGGUACACUUGAAAAAGAUACCGCCUCACUGCAAGUAUCUUACUGGCUUACUUGCUUUAUUUAAACAGAAGGUUGGGGAGGGUUGUGGAGUAAGACUUGAUCCAGCAAUGAUAUCUAUAAGAUUUUCAUAUCUAUUAAAGGAUUGGACUAAUAGCACAUGGACUCAAGAACCCCCAGAUUUUGAUUUUAUGCAAGGAGAAACAUUAGGUGUUGCAGAACUUGGUAAACUUCCAUUUGGGGCAACAUGUGAUCCAAUAGCGGAACUUCACCUAUUUACGACAUGGCCUGAAAUGUCGGAAAAUGUUGUAGUUGAUAGCGAAGGUUUUACAGAUUUAGAACCACAGUUAGCACCUGAAUGGUCUGUUCAAGUAAAAAUGGUUACCUCUCCGGCCUGUUUACUUGGAGAGUAUUUAAUGGAUUUUUUGCAUCUUUGCAACAAUCAGAAGACUAUGGUAGACUUACUUGGAGAUGCUGUACUUUAUGCUCAACAGGAUGAUCAGUCAUUGAGUUCAGUAUUCAACAUAUUAACGGAAUCUAAGAUACCGACGAUUUCAACCGUCGUUAGCAAAGCAACCACGAAAAAAAAUAAGAAUGUGGGAGGACCCAUCCCGGAAGAAAUAUUAUUAUCAAUACUUUACUUUUUAUUCCCUGAUGCAGACGAACAUUCGAAAACUCCUUAUGGUGAUCUGACCAUAUGCAACGUGGACGAAGACCAGUGGAAAGGUGUGAAAACUUGUGCAAUGGAUAGCUUAGUGUGGCGACUUGCUAUCGUUGCAGCCCACUGCACGCAUAAUCUCGGAGGAAUGACAGCACUGGCGCAAUUAUGGUACGAAUUUGUACAAGAAAUCAGAUUUCGAUGGGAGAGAAACAUCCUCAUACCAGGAGUCAGUCCAGGAUUUCCGGAUUCCGUGAGGACUUGCAUACUGCAUCAAAAGUUGCAGAUGAUGAACUGUUGCAUCGAAAAGAAGAAGGCUAGAGAAGAAUCGGCGCACAAGUCUCAAAGUGUGGACACCGACGAGUUUGAAACAGAGUCGGAAGAAGAAGAGUUUUUCGAGUGCACCAGCGAGGAACCAACAAACGAGGACGAUUCGAUGACAAGGACACAGCUGAAAGCGAAACAUCUAUUGUGGAACAAACCAGCAGGAAGAUUAGCCAAACAUCCUUCGUUCAAGUUGAUUCAAACUGGGGAUCCACUUUACUUGCCGAUAACACAGGAUCCUGUACCAAAGACUGAAGAUCAACUCGAGGAAGAUGCACAAGUGAUGAUGCAGCUUGGGACUGAUAAACACGCUUCAGAGAUGCGGGCUAGAUUAAUGAGCGCCUCUUUAUUAUCUGAUAUGGAAUCAUUCAAGGCAGCAAAUCCCGGAGCAGUUUUGGAAGAUUUUAUUCGAUGGUAUUCGCCGAGGGAUUGGAUUGAAGAUGAUGGAACAGAUGAAUGGGGUCAACCUACAGGACAUUUAUCAGCAAGAAUGCUCAUUCCAAAUAAUCCAUGGUCUACAACUUGGAGUUCAGCUCAACCAGUUCCUGCCCACCGACAAAAAAGGUUGUUCGAUGACACGAGAGAAGCAGAAAAGGCUCUACAUUUUCUAAGUUCUAAGCGCAUAGGACAAAUUGCACAGCUUCUCUUACCGGCUUUAAAUCACGCUGCACUUUAUACUUUAAGUCAACAGAAGCAAGAUGCUUUACCAAAUUUGCCCGAAGUUGCGCUCAGUAUACUAAACAAACUGCAGUAUGCAACAAAGCCUAUUCAUCAAAAACUACAUUUGUAUGAGGAAAUUACUCGCGAUAUCGAAGGAAUUGAAGCUCUAGUUGCCCAAGUAAAUUCCUUGCAACACAAAUUAGGAGGAAAUGAUGAUUCGAAAGAAUUCACUUCCUUUCUCAUCCAAUUAAUGCGAGGGAAAGAAGUAGAAGUACCGGGUGGUUCCAGAGGAAAUAUUGGUAGUCGAAUAACGACGAUGUUCAGAGACGCUCAAAAAGCGGCACUCAUCAUGACGUCUCUUAACAGUAACGCUGAUAUAGAUGCAAUUGGAGAUAAUAAACUGAAAACAUUCCCCGAACCUUCGUGUAAAGAAUUUAUUUUGCGUAUUAUAACACCACGACCUUCGCCAACCUCUACACCUCAACCACAAAGGAUGUAUGCGUGUCUUAAACGAGAUUAUAUUCGCUUGGCUGGAUUCUUUUCGGAGGAUUCGAUAUUUUUAUAGUCUAUAUUUUUACUGUGUUUUACUACAAUAUGAAUUGAUUUGAUUUUUUACACGGUGCUGUUAGAAUUCAGUAUAUGUCUUUCAUUUUAGUUGCAAUGAAAUACAGUCUGUUGUAUAUAAGCGUAGAUUUAUUUAAAAAUUUUAAUAAAUAAAAGAGAAAAAAAGAUUUUUAACUUUAAGAAAUAUUAUAAUUUAAUUUAUAAUAAUCUUACGGAUUUUAUUGUUUAUACGUACAGAAGGGGAGUUAUUUACCUUAUUUGAGUCGUUAUGAAGAUGUGUUUGUCUAUAUGAAACUGAAAUAAACAUAUCCUGUGAUUUUUAUUGUGAUUAAAUUGAUAUGUCAGAAUAAUAAUUAAUAUCUACGCUUAUUUAAAAUAAACUGUAUCUUCUUGUACAUUUUCACUGAAUUUGUAAGAACGGAAGGAAGGAAGAAAAACAAUGCUCAGUCUAAAUAAAGUAGAAACGUUGCUAAGUCUUUCAAAUAGAGGUAUGAAUGUGUUAUUGUUUCGAGUACAAGUAGAAGUAUCUAAAAGAAAAGUAUUCCCAACAUUUCGCAAGAAUUUUAACGACUGAUUAUCAGAAAAAGUUUGCGCGGUCAUACUGUUUGAUAAAUUGAAAUCAAACUUCUUGAAAUAAUUCGAAAAGUAUAACAACUCUGGUGUAAUUACAUGUAUACAAGUCUGAAUUAUUUACAUAAUUCAAUGAUGGGCAACUAUGCCUGAACAGCAUGGAAAGGAUAUACUAAUAUUUAGUGUAGCUACACAUAUUUAUUAUAAAGAAAACAAUAAGAUCUAUUUCAACCUAACACUUGUUACGAAGAAAGGUGCACUUAUUUUGUAUAGCCUUAUAGCGUUCUUUCCCUAAUGACGAAAAUAAAAUCAAAAUAGGACUUAAUUCAAUACUUACAAAUAUAACCUAAGAUGUUUAUUCUAAUAUAAUAACCUUGAAGUAUAUUAGAAAAUUAUAGAAAUAAAUGUUGAUUACUUUGUAAAAUAAAAUUAUACUUCAAAAAAAGUUAAAAUUGAUUAAAUUUUUUAUUAUAGAUCCGCGCAAACUUUUUCUGGCACUUAAUAAUUUCAUCAAGCACUUAUG